Molecule: messenger RNA, 2166 nt
Organism: Fomitopsis serialis
Lineage: Eukaryota; Fungi; Basidiomycota; Agaricomycetes; Polyporales; Fomitopsidaceae
Exons: 7
Coding region: 1-2166 (721 amino acids)
Source: RefSeq, a predicted model, not a curated record
AUGCAAUGUAUUGCAGCUUCGUCAAGACGUAUAUUCAAACAUCCAGCUUCCACCCUCUACGUGAACUCGACACUCAUUUGGAACGGGUUCCUCGGCGCGGCUCCGCAGAAACCCACGGUCACGAUUUCGCUGAAGGCUCUAGAGGCCUAUCGGCAACUUCAUCGAGCCUGCCCAAGACUGAGCGUGCAAGCACAAGUGCGAGCACUCUGUUACCUGCAUCAAGUUCCUUUCCAGAAACACCUCAUCAAGCAGUUCAGCGACGCAUAUGAUGUUUACCUCGACAUUCAAUAUCGUGUCGACAAGCUCGUAGACACCGCACUGGGACGAGACACUCCGCACUGGCGCAUGCUGAACGCAUGUGCACCGUGUCUCUACAAGCUCGAAGACGAACCUGAGCUCAAGUACUCUCUCAUGGUGACUAUCGACAGUAAUCAAUCCCUCAAACUCAUUGACGAUGCUUUCCGGCACGGCACUGCGCGAGCGGACCCGCGAACUGCACGAACAGAUAUCUGGCUGUCGCCUGCUGAAAUGAAUGUCGACAAUCGCACCAUUGCGUCGGGUCCCGCCCCGGAUAAUCUCCGAGACCUCGAUCUCCACAGCGAUGACGUUCAAUGGCUAAACUUAGCAGAUUCCGAAAAUGGCAAGAUCGAAGCGUCUGUCGACGUAUGCGUGGAGCGCUGGCGCAAUGCGGGCCCCGAGGCACGAAAGAAGAUGUUCGCCCUCUUCGCCAUGACAGGCAUCUUCGUCUGUCUCUGCCGUCAUGGGCAACUCCUCAUUUUGUGUGACAUGAUCAAAAGCGGCGAGCUUAUGAAGUACCCUCUCGCGAUCGUCGACAAGUUAAUGGACGUGUACGGCCCUGACGUCCUAGUCGCGUACGACAUUGCAUGCACUUUCACAAAGACUCUCGCGAAAAGUUUCAUCGGCCCCAAGGCUUGGCAGCAUCGCAUGGCGGGAGUGGUACCGGCGUUCCACGGACACAGCCACAAUCACGGCUGUCAGGUGCACUGGCACCCUCUCUACAUGGACGGAGUUGGCAAGGAGGAUUUCGAAGGGUGCAAACGGUGCUUCUCGGAAUCCAACAGCCUCGCCUCAGGAACGCGCAUGUCUUCCGUAUUUCACCGGGAGCAGGCGAUCGAGGAGUUCUUUUGGUCGUGGGGCGAGCAGAAGCAUAGUGAUUCAGGAACGUUUAUAUACAACAAUUAUCGACAGGCACUCAAUAUCAUUGAGGAAGACGGACGUGUCCUCGCCGCAUUAUUAGCCGAAUUGAGGGUCAGUGUCGCGGACCUUGAGCAAUACUUGAAGGACAAAAGGCAGUACCUGCGCAAUCGCAGAUCUGAGCCACCGGAGGUGACUCGCAAGGUUGAGUACCUCGAGCAGCUUAAAGACCUCGAGCACAACAUCACUCACAAUGGCUAUACGAAUAAGGACGCUGGGAGAGUGAGGGCAAACCGGACGAAUGCGGUCAAGCGCUACCUCGCCGUUGACGACCUCUGCGUCGAGUUCAAGAACCAACUAGGCCUCGACGUGCGAUGGAUGCCAGGCAGUACGGAGUAUCAGGAGGCUUCGAAGCUCCUCACCAUUCGAGAGUACCAACGCUCGCUUGACGAACUCGAACGUCUCAUCGUUCAGCGGCUCUUCGAACUCACCAAGCUCGGAAUGAGUGGCGUUGGUUACAAGCUUCGCGAGAAGAUUGGGAAGGCUUUGAAGGCACGUGCUGAGGCAAUCAGGAAGGCCUUGAAUCGUUACAAUGCGAAAGCAGCGAAGCUGAACCCUCCGUGUCUGCCCUUGACGUGGACCGAGGUGGUGGGCAUGGUAACCUUGGCUGACUUCGACCUCCUGCGGGAGACACGAGACAAUAUUCAGAAGCAACCGUGGGCGCAAACUUCACACAGGCGAGCAAUGAACCUGCAUUUCAACAUCAAGUGGGCCCACGAGGAGAUCGCACAACUGAAUGUUGAGAUUCAGCGCCUGCUCACGUUUAUGUACGAUGAGCAUGCUGACUACCACCUGGCCAUCCAACAGGUGACAGCAACAGUCCCUGAUCUUGUGUGCGAGCUCAAGGAGCGUUGGCGUUAUCGGAGCAGCAUUCAUGCCAGAAUCGCCGCACAUCUACAGCAAACUUCGCAGCUGCGUGGCUUCUCGGGCAAUAUUCUAACUGGGCGUUGA